Racocetra fulgida is the source of this 1098-nucleotide messenger RNA. Lineage: Eukaryota; Fungi; Glomeromycota; Glomeromycetes; Diversisporales; Gigasporaceae. The record is from the annotation of a GenBank genome assembly.
AUCCCCUGCUAAUCUUACUUUGGAAUAUGUACGUAACGAUCUUGGAAUUGAUGAAAAUCACAUACCAUUAUUAAAUAUCAACUCUGCAACUGUUCCCGGAGCUGCUGCAGGAUGGGUUGACACUAUUAAUUGGUUUGGGAGUGGAAAUUUAAAAUUGGCAGAAAUUUUACAACCCGCAAUUGAUUUGGCUGAAAACGGAUAUCCGGUAUCAGAAAUAAGUGCUUGGAUAUGGAAAGUUGGUGAAAGUGACCUCCUUAAUGCUUCAACAAAUGGAUGUGAUAUGCUGAUUGAUGGUCGUGCUCCAAAAUGUCGAAUUGCUCAAGCCAUUGUUGAGACUGUACAGUCUAAAGGAGGAGUUAUGUCUUUAGAUGAUUUGGCCUCUCACACUUCUACCCGCGUAGAUCCUAUUAGCAUUAAUUAUAAAGAUGUAACCAUAUGGGAAUGUCCGCCCAAUGGACAGGGUAUCACGGCUCUUAUCGCUCUUGGUAUAAUUAAGUCACUUCAAGAAAGUGGUAAAAUAAGAGAUCUUAGCGAAAUGACGCAUAAUUCAGCAGAAUAUUUACAUGUUGUGAUUGAAAGUUUACGAUUGGCAUUCGCAGAUUCUACAUAUUAUGUGGCUGAUCCUGACUUUUAUGAUAUGACGAAAAAACUCUUAUCAAAGGACUAUCUUUCAAAACGUGCACAACUUUUUGAUCCUACAAAAGCGAAUGUUAAUAUUGAUAAAGGGUCACCUGUAAACUCAAGCGACACUGUUUACUUUACCGUGGUUGAUGAAAAAGGAAAUGCGUUACUUUUAAAUCUUCUUCAUCACUCUUGUAAUCCACAAACCGCCCUCGAUUCCCCACGAAUCUUAAUCGAACCGCAUAUAACGUCUUUGAUCGAUAAGUCUUCAAUUUCUUAUGUAAGUAUUGAAGAUGGUAUAUCUGAGGAUGUUAUAAAUAAAUUGAGAGAAUUGGGUCAUCAUGUUAAGGUAGUUAAAGGUUUUCAAAGAUCAAUAUUUGGAAGGGGUCAAAUUAUCGAACAAAAAAUUGAUCCAAAAACUGGAAUGAGAGUUUGGGCAGCUGGCAGUGAUUUUAGAGGAGAUGGACAUGUAAUUGG